Messenger RNA from Xyrichtys novacula (pearly razorfish), 4065 nucleotides. NCBI's taxonomy places the organism in Eukaryota, Metazoa, Chordata, Actinopteri, Labriformes, Labridae. The record is from the annotation of a GenBank genome assembly.
AUGUCAGUCAUUUUAAAGUUUAACUGCAUUGUUGGAGUCAACUUUCAUCACCCAAUUAGAAACUUCAAUCGUUUAUGUUCCAUUUCACAGUCUCUGUAAGUUUCAAUCUUUUUCUUUAUGGGCUUUUACACAUAUUCAGAUUUUUGUAUUUAACCAUCAAAAUGAAGAAGGUAAAAGUUUUCCCUAAUUUGUAAAAACUCUGCUUUCUUGAAGGUUGAGUUCGACUUAAGCUAAACAUUAACAAGACUGGGGUCAUCGAUAGUGAGGGGCAACUUGGCUGGACUGCCUUUUAAGUGGAUAAGAUACUGCAGAGUUUAGUAGAACAGUGACCUUUCUCUUCCCUCCUUUAUUUUCCUUGAAGAAGAGCUCUCAGCUGAUUUCUCUUUGAUUCACCAAAACUGGAUCUCAGUCAAAAUCUGUGAUUUGAUUUUUUUUCACAUGUGAAUCACAAAGUGUGGCAGUAAUGGAAGAUCUUUUUCUGCAGCCCGCUUGUACGACCACUCUUCUGGGCACCGUUGGAGUCUUGCUUGUGUUUUUUGUGUUUUUUUCCAGCUUUGACCCUCAAAGAAAAGAGCCCCCAGGACCCAGACCUUUGCCUGUGAUUGGAAAUUUGCUGCAGCUGGCACCAUCACCCCACGUCGCCCUGUGUGAGGUCUGUACAUAUAAACAGUAUAUGUAUAUUUAUGUCUUUGGGUGACUUUUUCUUCUCUGCGUUUCAGACAAAAGAAAAGAGAAAUGUUUCUGUGUUAAACUUCAUUGAUAUUAAAUCAUCAAUUUCAGAAUAUAUAAUCAAUAGAUGCAUUUUAAAGUAAAUUUUGGUCUGUUUUAGCUCUCUAAAAAAUAUGGACCUGUGUUCACAUUCAAUCUUGGGCCUCAAAGAACUGUGGUGCUGGCAGGACACAAAACCAUCAAAGAGGCUCUAGUCAGCAGUGAUGCAUUUUCAGAGAGAGAUACCAACCCCAUUAUCCACGACCUGAAAUUAACCUACGGUGAGAAACGAACACUAUCAGGUGUUCAGCAUUGUCUUUUUGGAUUCUUUUCAUGAAAUAGCUGGACUCGUUUGAAAAUAUUUCUGCUAAUGAUUUGUUAAAUUUGUUUUCCACUUUGGCAUCUGCAGGAAUUGUUUUUGCAAACGGAGACACCUGGAGAGAAAUGAGGCAUUUCGCACUGACCAACAUGAGAGAUUUUGGGAUGGGAAGAAAAGCAUGUGAGGAGAAGAUUCUGCAGGAAAGUCAAUGGCUGAUUAAUUUGAUAAAGGAAAAAAAUGGUGACUAUUUUUUUUUUUUACUUGUGGUUUGCUCUGAAAACAGAAACACAAGCUUUGCCGCAACAUCUAUGGUUGAAUAUAAACCAAUCAUGUGAUUUUUCUCUCCCUCUUUUAGGUAAAGCCUUUGAUACAGCCCAGCCUGUAAACCAUGCUGUCUGCAACAUCAUCUGCUCUAUUGUCUAUGGAAACAGAUUUGAGUAUGAUGACCCAGUGUUUGUGUCCAUGGUGCAGAGGGCGACUAAAAAUACCAAACUCAUGGGCUCUGCCUCAGUACAGGUACACGUUUGGAUGGAGGGUCAUGUAUCGGUAGAAUCACAUCAGCAGGGCAGAGAGCGUGUAGAUUCUCAGUUGUGAGAACUUGCCAUCAAAAAUGUAAUUUUGUGUGUUUUUUGUGUCAGAUAAGGUCCAUUUUAUGUUCGUCUUAUGUUGUAAAUGUGAAAACAAACCGUUACGUCGUUUGCAUUCUGUAAAGGUUUAAAAUAAAGGAACGGGUAAACCAGGCCGAUUGAAAAAGCAGGUCCUUCUGACGUCACACUGACCUUGCUCAUUAUUAUUCACAAGCGCGUCCUCCCCUAUUCAGUUGGUUUUCCUUUAAGGUUUUUUAGGCAUACUAAAAACAAACCAUCAAAUAACUUUUCAGCUAAAAUUAUGUUGCAAACAUGAUCAGAGGACAUCAAGGAUUAUGAAAAACAUGAUAAAAAUGGGUAUUAAAUUUUGAUGACAGGUCCCCUUUAACCUUUAAAGGUGACGGACACAUAGAGGUCAGGUUAGACAUUAAGUGUGUUGUCUGUGAAUGCAUGCUCGAGGGAAAAUAUGUAGGGCAAAGGAGAGCGCAGGAGUGUAAACAAAUGACUUGGAUAACAGAAAUAAUAUGAAGCAGGUCAUUUAUCAUUUUGCCUUUUUUUCCCCCUCUUACAGCUAUACAACUUCUUUCCAAAGCUCUUCAGUUGGGUUGGUGCCAGAAAGCAACUGAUGGAGAGUGCUUUCAUUAACAGGAAAUGCAUGAAAGAGCUGAUCAAGAGUUUACAGAGCACCCUCAAUCCACACAUGUGCAGAGGUUUGGUGGAUUCUUUUCUGGCCCGCAAGAUCCAGCUGGAGGUACGUGAAGAAAACUAUGUGUGAUCAUAUGAUCAUCAAAAAAUACGACUUAAAGGGUUAUUCAGGCAUAGAAUUAAUUUAGAGUCAAACACACCGUAACACUGAGUUAGACACCACUUGAGAGAUGAAUGUUGCCGACCACUUGCUUCUCUAGUUAUACCAACUUUAGUAAUGACCGCACGAUAGCAAAACACAGCGGUCUGAGCCGCCAUAAACAAACCUCAACCAAAACUCCACUCUAUAGCCACAAAUAAUGCUCAGAACAGCACCUAACUUCAUCAACAGCACAUAUAGAGUCCCAGCCAUAGAACUAGCCACCAAACAUCUUUUUAACGUUGCCUGAUUUCUUUAGCAAAGAGACUAAACAAAACUCACCUACUCUCUUCCAGCAGCCGCUUGUUUGUAGCGAGACCUCAGGCCAGUCCAUUACGGACUACUGCAGGGUGACGCAGCUCAAGGAAGAACAUUUAUGAUAAUCCCUUCAUGGAAAUGCAAUCAGACUGAGAUGCUAAGGCAGAAGAACUACUGUGUCUGCAGUGCAAAACGAUUAAUAUCUCAAACUUUUUACUCGUUAGGCAUCCGGCAAUCUGAAUUCUCACUACUGUGAGGACAACCUGCUGGUGACUGUUGUCAACCUGUUCACCGCCGGCACAGACACCACCUCAACUACGAUACGAUACGGCUUACUGCUUAUGGCCAAGAACCCUAAAAUACAAGGUAAGAAACACACACUCACACAGGAAGCAUAACAAAUUCUCAGGUUGCGUGUUCCUCUGAAGGCAGUCAUUAUUUUGUGUUUUCAUCAGUGUUUCUCUCACCUCUUCUUAUUUUACACUUUUGGCCUUCUUCUUUCUCUGUAUAACAUGAAACAUGUUAUAUGUUCUACAUUCUACAUGUAGUAGAAAGGAUAAAGGUGGCCAUCUCUUUUUUUAAUAAAUGAUAAAGUUAAUAAACUUUUUCUUCAUUCUGGAUCAUCCAGACCAGGUCCAGGAAGAGUUGAACAGGGUUAUAGGAAGUCGUCAGGUUCAGGCACAGGACAGGAAGAACCUGCCGUACACUGAUGCCGUCAUCCAUGAGAUACAGAGAAUGGCCAACACCGUCCCGACAACUGUACGUCGCACUUCAAGAGACGUCACCUUCCGGGGAUACUUCAUCCGGAAGGUAAAACAAGACAAGUGUUUGGGUCUGCUAAAACUUUUUUCUGAGCACGAACCAAUUUUUAAAAAAAGCUGCACUGCAACUUUAAAAAAAUAUAUUUUGAUUGAUACCAACCUCCUACGUAUAUUUAAGGGUACCCCCGUGCUCGUUCUGCUGGCGUCUGCUCUUCAGGAUGAGGAUGAAUGGGAAACACCUCACACUUUCAACCCGGCGCAUUUCCUCGAUAAAGAGGGGAAUUUCAGGAAGAGAGACGCUUUUUUGCCGUUUUCAGCAGGUAUUUGUAUUUUCUUUUAAUCAGUGGAAGAACAUUUCAGAGGACAAAAACCAAGUUUUCUUUUAUUUUUGUUGUUUCAGGGUCAAGAGUUUGUACGGGAGAGAGUUUGGCUCGAAUGGAGCUGUUUCUAUUCCUCACCUCCCUCCUCCAACACUUCCAUUUUACUCCUCCACCCGGGCUUAAAGAGGAUGACCUGGAUCUGUCUCAAAAUGGGGGCUUCACCCUCACACCGAAACCUCAUGAACUCUGCGCUAUCAGCAGGGUCUGA